GUCAUGAGCUACGGAGAUAUUUCCUCCACUUUGUGCUUUACGGCUAUAUCUAUCAGGUUGACUGGGAUAUAUAUGUAGAUAUAUCCCCCUUCACAGGAACUGUUUACUAUCCAUUAAAUCCCCGUUCUCGACAGUCCAAUCUGUAAGCUGACGACCUGGAACCAACAUCCAUCAUGAAGUUACUAGGAUACCUUGCUCUGUCUUCUCUCGUCCUUGCCGCAAAUGCUGCUGACUGCACGGCACCAAACCAACAGUGGUUCAGCGACGCCGCUGUUCAAAUGAUGUGGUCAAUCCGUGCCUGGGUCUGUCCCAACGCUUGGUCGCAAUCGAUUACAGCCGGCCCGGACGGUGGUUGGUGCGAUGCUGGUGGCGGCGUGAUCAGUGCAUAUUGGGGAUCAUGGACAAUUGCUGGAAUGCAAUCUGAGCAACAAUGCUGGGAUAUUACCGAGCAAAUCAUCAACCAGUGCAUGUGGUAUGAUUUUGCUUCGACAAGCUACAAUGGCGGAAGUUGGACAUACGGAGGUACCUAUGCUGGCGGAUGGUUCUGGGCUGAUACGAGCAAGACUUGUACCCAUGCAGUGAAGAGAGAUGCAUCAAUAGACAAUGAGGGACCAACCAAUUUCACCCUUGCAGAUGGGACAACCAAGAAGGUGGAUAAGCAGGUAUGGUUGGACUUCACCGCGGAAGGUGUGAGGGUAGUCAGGGAGGAGACCUAUGUCUGA
This is a messenger RNA of Aspergillus alliaceus, 722 nucleotides long. RefSeq lists its product as uncharacterized. Lineage: Eukaryota; Fungi; Ascomycota; Eurotiomycetes; Eurotiales; Aspergillaceae. The transcript has 2 exons. The record is from RefSeq and is a predicted model, not a curated record. Bases 174 to 722 code for a protein of 182 amino acids.